AUGCAUCUUCGCACCGGCAAUCGGUGCGCUUGCCUACAAAUUUAUUUAUUUUUUGCAGAUAAAACGAUAAAAUUAUGGAAGAUCUCUGAACGGGAAAAGAAGGUUGAGGAUGGCGGCUGGAAUCUUGCCCGAGAUUCCGAUGGCUCUUUCGUAAGUAAACGAGGCUUUAAUGGCGAGCUUAAGCUACCCAAAUUGGUACCAAUGGAAUUAAUAGUGGAAGCAUCUCCUCGUCGGGUCUAUGGCAAUGCACACACUUACCAUAUUAACUCUAUCAGUAUUAAUUCGGAUCAGGAAAUGUUUCUAUCAGCUGAUGAUUUGCGCAUAAAUAUUUGGCAUCACGAAAUAACCAAUGAAAGCUUCAAUAUUGUGGACAUAAAGCCAGUGAACAUGGAAGAGUUAACCGAAGUGAUCACAUCCGCUGAAUUUCAUCCCACGCAGUGCCAUUUGUUCGUCUACAGCUCCUCCAAAGGCUCCAUACGGUUAUGUGAUAUGCGUAAUCGUGCACUUUGUGACGAUCAUGCAAAAAGUUAG
This is a messenger RNA of Gongylonema pulchrum, 531 nucleotides long. Lineage: Eukaryota; Metazoa; Nematoda; Chromadorea; Rhabditida; Gongylonematidae. The record is from the annotation of a GenBank genome assembly.